AUGGAUCAAGCAGAUAUACCUUCGUUGCUCUCGAGGCUCAAUAGCGAUGAAGAUGCUAUGCGCAAAAUGGCAGUAUUUAAGCUACAAUCUUCCAUUAAUGAUCCAUCAUUCGCAGAUGUGUUCAUUUCCUCAGGGGGCCUCACUAUCCUGCGUCGACUGAUCAUGACGACCAAUGCGAAUACUCUCGCAUACUCCCUACAAAGUCUGAGUCGCCUACUGGAAGUCGAUAUGGGUUGGGAAAUAUUCGAGUCACCAGGUGCCGGGGAAUUGGUCGAACGCGUUGUCGAAUUGAUCGUUACGCACCCACUGGUUAACAUUCUACGAGGAGCCAUGUCGAUAUUGGUUGCUAUUGUGAGCCAUCCACAAUCUUCAGGGGGGCGUAUAAAAAUACCUGGCGCAUUUGGAUUUCGAGCUCUGAAACCUGCCGUCGCGGUUUAUCCUCAAUUCUUCGAAAUGGUAGUCUCCCAACUGAAUUCUGCGGAUCAUUUACUUUGUGCAAAUGCACUGAUGCUGCUAAAUGCAUUAAUGCGAGAUUCGAUUACAAAUGAUAACGGACAGGGAAAGGAUAAUGUUAGUAAAAGUAGCGGGACGGGAGAGGAGUGGCCAAAAUUCAUCAAACGUUUACAAGAUUUGGGGGUUAUUAAAGCUGCAUAUAAUUUGAUGCAAAGCUCGGCAUUACAGGAUUUGUCGCAUCCGCUAUUGGACUUUCAAAGUUUGACCAAGGUUAUGUUGGGUAAAUGGAAGGAGGUGAAGGUGGAUUUGGAAAGACCAGAACAUCGACGAGCACUAAAGGGACUACAUCUAGCCAGCGCACCCGAAAAGAAAGAUCUUAGCAAUGGCGCUUCAGAGAAGGUAGAUACUUUAGAGAAUGGCGACAAAAAGGGGAGUCGGAAACACAAUCCUGAAAAGUGGAGAAGGUUGGGCUUCGAGACCGAAAGUCCUGCUUGGGAGUUCGAAGCGACCGGAUUUCUUGGUAUGAUGGAUUUGACCGAUUACAGAUGUCCUAUUGCAAGGGCUAGUCUAAUAGUUACAUCUAUCUUGUAUGACCAUUUCGAGGUCGACAAAUCAGAUGCAGAGGAUGCGAAAACUUAUUUGGUAUUGGACGGAGUAAAGAAUUAUGAUAAGAUAUUCCGGCCUCUACUACUCCAGUGGUCAAGGCUACACUCGGCGAGUUUGCAAGCUUUCUUUAGGUUAGGAAAAGCUACUGGUGCUGAGCAGGAUGACUUCAUAAAAGUUGCGGAACUUGUACGCUUUGUAGAAGAAGAAUUGGCAGAAUUCGAAUAUUCGAAAUUACGAAAGCUACAAAUGGAGUUGUUGGAAUUGACUUUCGAAGACGAAUGGGGUCAACAUUUACAGCAAGUGCGAGAUGAGCUUAAACAUGAAGCUCUUUUAUUUGUCAAGGAACAGAGAAUAAGAUGUCUGCUUGAAGGAGCAUGGUUUCCAAGAAUUAUUCAUCCGAAAACCGUUAGCGAAGAAGGAUCAUCUUCUACCAAAAGUCUAGGAGGAAAAAUACCAACAACGAGUUGGCGUUAUGUCAAACUUUCACACAAUCGGCGUUAUCUUCAUUAUUUCGAUUUUGACCAUCAAUUGAGUAAAGAGCCGACACUUGAUCAGUUGCUUGAAAAGAUUGACUUGAGUACCAUUAGUUCAGUCGUUUCCAAUGUCUCCGCGUCCCAUGAUGACGGUUCAAGUAUCUCCAGCUCCUCGACCCCCAAAGAUACAAAUCCAUCGAAAGCAAAUACCACCACCAAAAUUACUAUCAAUAGCUACGUCACAGAGACUAAAGCACAGCAAGAUGAUACAGAUCCGGCUGAGAAAGCUAUUCUUACACUCAUGCCUCCUACACAUAGUCUUGCUUCGGAAUGGUUGGAUGGUUUGUUAAUGUUGUUGAACCAGGCCGCGAUUACUAGUGAGACCAAUAAACUUGUGAGCUUGGUUAGCGAGUAUGGAUUAAAGAUUAGACUUUUGAAUGUUAGGUUAGAUGAAGGAAAUGGGUAUGGAGGUCCCCAGGUAGGACAGGGUAAAGUGCCGAGUCGGGAGGGGUUAGAUGAGGAUUAUUACUAUGAAGUUUAA
Molecule: messenger RNA, 2073 nt
Organism: Botrytis sinoallii
Lineage: Eukaryota; Fungi; Ascomycota; Leotiomycetes; Helotiales; Sclerotiniaceae
Exons: 3
Coding region: 1-2073 (690 amino acids)
Biological process (GO): actin filament organization; cell motility
Cellular component (GO): plasma membrane
Source: RefSeq, a predicted model, not a curated record